GCUUUCCGCCUUACCGCGAUGGGUUACUUGACUCGGUCCAGUCGACGAGCUAAUUCUCAACCCGCGAAAACCGCGAAGCAGCGCAAGCUUCUAGAACCCAAAUCGCGUCCAAAACGCGCUGAUUCUGCGCACUCGGGCAAUGCGCCUUUAAGUGAACACGAAAAGUCCCGUGAGACUGCAUGGGAGGACCCCCCGGUCGCACGCGCGCGCCCGACUGAGGCCGAUGCCGAUUCCACCAAAGACAAGAACCCCAUCUAUACCAUGAAACCGAUCGGCCAAUAUCCAUCUCCCGCAGAGUAUAAAAGCGUUGGCUUGAAGCCGCCUCCUAAGCAUGUCCGCAAGGUUGCCAGGUGGGUGGCGGACACCGAUGAGGAGGACGAGGACUUCAUGACCGACACCCCUAUCACACCAACUGCGGAGGACACUAUGGUGUCUGGUGUCUCACGUGUGGAUAAAAGAGACGAUCGAUUCUCAGGGGGGGUAAAUCCGGUGGCACUGAAGAGUUCCAUCGAAAAAAUCGUCGGAAGGGAUUUGGGGGUGAAUGCGAAUGGAGUGAAUGAUGAAGUGAAUGGAGACGCAGAUAAAACGAACCUUGCCACUCCAGUUUCCGAGUCGUUUGAUUUACAUCUUCUUCCUCCUUCGACUACUCAUCCUUCCCUUUCUCCUGCAGAAACCCCCGUUCAAACUCCAGACGAGAUCACGACUGACCCGAUCUUGCCUGUUUCCGACUCUCUUCUUUCCGCACCCGACCCGGUAACCCCCUUAAACCAAACACAAUCUCCCCCAGCUACGACCAUCGCAGAUGCCAGCAUGGCUUCAGAAGCGAUCAAGUCUACUGGCCUCAAUCUCGUCGCUCUGUUAAAUUCUGUUGAACAGCCAACUUCCGACGUCUUUGACGUGCCUCAGCUCAAAAAGGUCAUAACGACCGCUGUUUCCCACUCGAAAGAGAUCGGAGAUGAAGAGGUUGCGCUCAGUCUUGUCUAUUUCUGGUCUGAUGUGAAAGAUGACGAGUUCAAGAUGGCACUGAUUCACAAUAUCGGCGUUGAGCCCGCUAAUCCCAUACUUGAACUUGCUUUGCGUACAACUCUACGUCAUUCUGUCACAGAGGCCCGGCAAUGGUACCAGGAUAUCAACGCCAACAGCGCUGUCCGUGCAAAGUGUCACUCUAACUACGAGUCAGAUAGCGGUUCCAGCUUAUCUUCUGCAAAGUCUGUUGUGGCUGAGCCGGGAAAGUCGUCUUUCAAAGUUUCUGACAUCUACCGUGAUACCAGUGGCCCCAAACUUGAGGAGUCAUUUGUGAAUGGCAAGACAAACACUGCGCCUUACAAACGGCCCAAGAAACCGGUUCGUGUCCACGAAAACUCCUUCAAGCGUCGGUACGAGUGGGAAAACGACCCCACCAUGAGUGAAAUUAUACGCACCAAACGUGCACGCUUUGCCAAAGAUGCUCCAAGCGAAGAAGUUCCUGCGAUGCCUAGUUCGAUCCGCCCCGAUCUUCCAGGUUCAGAGAUUCAGUCCGUCAACCCGGUUGAGGAAGACAUUGACGUGCCUCCUGCAGACAUCUCCCCUCGCUCCAAGCGUAUGCAGGAUCGUCAGAACAAGCAGGAAAAAGGCAAGAAACAGGGAAAAGGCAAGGGCCCACAGAAAGGAAAAACGAAGUCCAAAUCUCCUUCAGAUGCGCCUACUCAGUCAUCAUUCUCCUCAGAUACCGCUACCCAUGCACCAGUGUCAUUAGUCUUUCCGAAGGAUAAUUGGAGUGCUAACUGGCCUGCCCGCCGCCGGCCUGACUCGAUUGAUAAUGAUGGUGAAAACGUUGACAACUGCACUUUUUGCGGUGGGGGUGGCAAGUUACUGUGCUGUGACACCUGUCAAAAUGCUUUCCAUUUCAAAUGUAUCAAGUCUCCCAACAAGACAUCGCUCAAGGAUGAUGAGUGGUUCUGCCCGAAGUGCGACACCAAACAUGAAUUCACCUUCACCAUCCUCGACGGCAAGGUUGUCCCGAGAAACGAGUUCAAUCCUCCCACCGAAAUCAAAGAAUACUUUGAAGGUGUCGGUGAAGCAUUCCAGUAUGAUCCUGAUCAUCCGAGCGACUUGAAUAACCAGCGCUACUACCAGCCUGUUCCCCACAUUCCACGUCUGACUAAGCCAGCGAAGCCUGGAACCUUGACACCGGCAUACAACGAUCCCAACCUGAUCAAGCUGAUGGAAAAUGGGCAUGUGAUUCUAUGCACCAAAUGUGGCAGAUCUUCGGACAACGAGCGUCCCAUUAUCAGAUGUGACUACUGUACAUGUCGCUUCCACCUGGACUGUCUUGAUCCUCCCCGCGCCUGCCCCCCUAACCCAGCCAACCCCCACGGCUGGAUGUGUCCUAACCACGUCACACCUGAGGAUAUGAUCGCCAAAAAAGUUGUCAACGGCCAGGUGCAAGAGCGCCGUGUCCGUCGUCCCCGCAAUCUUCUAUUGAUUGACGCGGAACCUAUGACAACCUAUGACAAGGACUCUACUUUUGACGAGGACUGGCGCGGGGACCGCCUUCGUUUCCCUCCUGGAGAUUUGAUCCAGGACUUUGUCUCCGCUGUUAAAGAAGACCGCAAAAAGCUCAACGACGAUUACAUCGAUCGUAUGACGAAGCGCAUGGUCGCCGUUACUACGAUGGCAAUCAAAGACUUGGCAGCCAGAAAUGGUGGCAUUCCUUCCCAGGCUUGGUUCAAUAGUUUUGAAUCUCUUUGCAAGACUGAGGCCCGUCGUAUUCGACGUUUCGAACGUCCUGAUGAAGAGGCCGAUGCUGCACACUGUCUCCUUAACCUGGCAACUAGUGCUCCAGCACAGUCCAGCCCCCUUGACAACUCUCAAUCUGAGCAGACAGUCGAAGACUCAAAGUCACCUCUUGAGGCUAAAGAGAAGUCCCCUGCUACGGAGACUGUCUAG
Molecule: messenger RNA, 2928 nt
Organism: Penicillium odoratum
Lineage: Eukaryota; Fungi; Ascomycota; Eurotiomycetes; Eurotiales; Aspergillaceae
Product: putative PHD finger domain protein
Exons: 2
Biological process (GO): regulation of transcription by RNA polymerase II
Cellular component (GO): Rpd3S complex
Source: RefSeq, a predicted model, not a curated record